Molecule: messenger RNA, 5183 nt
Organism: Doryrhamphus excisus (bluestripe pipefish)
Lineage: Eukaryota; Metazoa; Chordata; Actinopteri; Syngnathiformes; Syngnathidae
Gene: aadac
Product: arylacetamide deacetylase
Cellular component (GO): membrane
Molecular function (GO): carboxylic ester hydrolase activity
Source: RefSeq, a predicted model, not a curated record
AUCCACGGCAGUUUUUUCACCCCCCCCCAUCACCAGUACAAGUUGCAACUCUUAGCGCAUUAUUUAUCCUUCCGCGUACACACCUCCCCAUCCCCCCGAUAGUCCUCCCACCCCCUGCGAGAACUGCAUCUGAUCCAACCAGAGGCACCUGAAGAAUUCGCGUCGCUGGCCAAGGUGGGACGGUUCCUUCCUACUAGGCGUCCUCCAGUGUGUGGAAGUGUGUGUGUGUGUGUGUGCGUUUUUUGUCCACACUCAACUCCAACUGGACGGGACAUGCGCACCGAGACGCUCGUCUUGACCAUGCACGCCGACAACUAUCAAAGGACACUAAACAAGUCGUGCAGACACUUCUGCUAAAAAAAAAAAAAAAACAUUUUAAAACAGGAAAGAAAAUAUAAUCAAUUUGUGAGUUGCAGUGUGUGUAUGUGUGUGUGCGCACAAUCCUGAGUGGGGGUCGUCUCUUUUACACACAGGCUGCACGAUGAGGCUGGGAAGCAUCAUUUUAUUCGUGGCUCUCUGCUCCUUUAGCGCAUAUUACAUUUAUGAGCCCAUUCCGGAGGAGAUCGAGGAGAGAUGGAAACUCAUGCUGACCAACACUUUCUUCAGAAGUCUCAGCCACCUGGCAGACUUCAGUGAGUUAGUCGGACUGAAGGACUACAUGGGAGUGAUGUACGUCAUCACCCUGAUUGAAAACAUUGUGCCUGUUUCCGAUGAACAUGUCACAGUGACAGUGGAGAAUUUUGACGGCGUGGAGGUGGUGCUGUACCAACCCAAGCAGCAAAGUGGCGCCACUGAGCUCAGGAGAGCGGUCGUAUACCUGCACGGUGGAGGGUGGUGUUUGGGGAGCUCGCGCAUGAGUCCAUAUGACCUGCUCGCCAGAAAAUUGGCCAUUGAGCUGAAUGCGGUGAUACUCUCUGUAGAGUACCGCCUCGCCCCUGCUCACCACUUUCCUGUCCCAUAUGAGGAUGUAUAUCGUGUUGUGAAGCACUUCCUCCAGAUAGGGGUGCUCAGACAGUUUUCUGUGGACCCAGGACGUAUUGCAGUCUCUGGGGACAGUGCUGGGGGAAACCUGGCCGCUGCUGUCUCCCAGCAGUUGCUGAAGGACCCUGCACAACAGGUUCAGUUGAAAGCCCAAGCCCUCAUCUACCCUGUGCUCCAGGCUCUGGACCUCAACACGCCAUCUUACCAGCAGAAUCAAGACAUGCCCAUUUUACCUCGCACCCUCAUGGUACGAUUCUGGAGCGAGUACUUUACCAGUGACAAAGCCUUUUUCAGAGCCAUGAUGACCAACACACACAACAAUCCCGAGUCUUCCGGCCUGCUUAAGUUUGUCAACUGGAGCGCCUUCCUUCCCGAAACGUAUCACAAAAAGUACAACUACAGCGCCCCCGCUGUGGUGCAGGGGGAGGCAGGGCAAGAGUUCAAAACCGGCGCACCAUCUCGAUCUUUAGCUGACCCGAGGGCAUCCCCGCUGCUGGUUCCAGACGCAGCCUUGCGCUCUCUGCCCAAAGCCUACAUUCUGACAUGUGAGUAUGACGUUCUACGAGAUGACGGCAUCAUGUACGUCACGCGCCUUCGCAGUGCGGGUGUGGAGGUGACACAUGAACACUACGACACGGGAUUUCACGGAGCGUUGAUGUUCACCGUGUGGCCCACUGACUUUCUCCUUGCUCGCCGCAUGACGGACAACUACGUGAAAUGGCUUAAGGAAAACUUGUAAAAUAAAACUUUAAGAUUAUCAAGUUGCUCUGCAGUGAAGCACUAGUGCAGGGGUCGGGAACCUUUUUGGCUAAGAGAGCCAUGAAGGCCAGAUAUUUUAAAAUGUGUAUCUGUGAGAGCCAUAUACAUUUUGAAUGCAAUAAAAUGUGUGCAUUUUUAUGUAAGACCAACAGUUUUAGAUAUAAUGGGCUCUAAUUACGUAGACCAGGCACACUACCCCACGCCAAUGGGGUGUGGCCAGCAUACUUUCGUGAGCAGCGCAGUGUCUAAUAAUAAAUCAAAUACUUGCUGCCAUUAAUGCAACUUCUGCUGCUGCAUAGUUUUGAACCGUAUUCAGUACACGUAUUUCAUUCUUUUGGCCAUCUUCAUCAGAAGGCUUGGUUCUGCAGCUUUAGCUAUUUGACUAAAGGAGGAAAGUUUACAUUUACAUGUUUUUUUGACAUCUCAAUGACCGAGGUAGACUACCGCAUUACCCAGUAAUAAUCGAGUUUUGGUGUUUGACCUGGAAAAUAUCAUCAGGAAAGAUAGAUAUGGUCGGCCGUAUUGCAGCAGAAUAUAGAUGGACGAAUUAAAAUGCAUAAGAAAGUUGUUGAUUUUGAAUAUUAUUUUCAACAUCAUUUCUGUGAUGGUUUACUUUAAAAUGUUAGCAAAAAUACAUUUUUAUUGUGGUAAGAAAUGCUUGAGAGCCAGAUACAGUCAUCAAAAGAGCCCUACCUGGCUCCCAAGCCAUAGGUUCCCUACCUCUGCACUAGUGUGUUGUUGGGCGCAAAAUGCUCCCGAUUUGGCAUUCUUUUAUUUUAUUUUGCUUAUGCUUUAUUGUUUGUAAAUACAAUAUCUACUGUAAUGAAAUAAAUUAGCAUCUGUUAUAUUUGUCACAUUUUUAUGACAUUGUAAGAUUUUAGAUUUAUUAAGUAUGUUGUGUAGUUUGUUUUUUUGAAGUCCAGUCAUCCCUCGCUAUUUGACAUCGCUGCUGAACCUUUUAAAUUUAAUUAAAAAAAAACCUAAUGGGAAAUGUAGUUAAAUGAAGAGAGUUACUAUUUUUUUUAAUAACUUUGUAAUGUAUGUUUUGCCUUUGGUAAAAGUGUACAUUUUUUUCAGUUGGAAACCUACCAUAGGAUUAUACAUCUUACAUCUUACAAUUUUUUUUUUAGCUUUCCCAUGAGUUUUCCACCACGGGACAUGUUACAUCAGUCCCUCGUUUAUCAAGUUUAAUUGAUUCCAGACCUGACCGCCAUAAGUCAAUUUCUGCGAAGUAGUAUUCAACGUUAAUAAACGCAAUAGUUUCAUAGUUAUAGAAUAGAAAACAUGCUUAUGACUUUCUAAAUCUAAAUUCCACUUUUAACAUUAUUAGAGCCCCGUAAAUAUUAAAUAACACCCCUAUAGUCACUUUGACUCGCGUAUUAUUUUUUGUUUGCACCACAUUGCUAAUGUGCAGGGACAUGUAUGUACAAGGUGUCUGCUGCUAGUAUAGCAAGCUAACUAGUUAGCGUCUCCAACCACAAAACAGCCAUCAUUUUUUUUUUUUUCAAGCAGCAAUAUCAUGCAGAUGUUUCAUAUUGCGAGGGACGACUGUAUCUUAUUUUAUAUCCAUUGCUUCUGGUAAUACUUUCUCCAAGAUGUUGGAGUGUGGAGGUUCGAGAGCCUCUAUGAGAACAUUUGUGAGUUGAGAGGUCAUUGAUGUUCGAUCCUGACAUUGACACAUACUGGCUCACCUUCUCAGUCCUGUUGUUCAUCCCAAAGGUGGGUGAUGACUUCCUCCCACAUCAGAUCCAUCCAAACAUGACUUUACAGACCUUGCUUUGUUCACUGGGAACUGAAUCCAGGGUUCCUUGAGCUGUUAGAAGCAUAUAAUUGUACACAUUGUGUUGGUAAGUACAGUACUCAGUCAUUAUUUAUGUGACUAGGAGGUAAAGUGUUCCAAGACUUAGUAGUACAUCCGCCCCAUCCGCCCAUUAUUGUUACUACUAUUACAAGUGCUGGCUUGUAAAGUUCAAGAAGUCAUACUAUACACACAGAAUAAAGUGGUAGUUGCUCCAUGAAGAGGAUUCUUAUUUUGUUGAGUAUACGUAUGUACUUGUUCAUUUUGGUUUUUAUGACUUGAUUGCAUGUGGUCUUCAUGUUUGAUAAGUAUGAGACGCAUUCCUACAUCUACCUGCUGGAAAGUGAGCAAAAGAGUUCAGUACCUGGAUGUGAGCUUUAAAGAGUGUACAUUGCAGCAAUUUUAAAUGAAAGCUGUACUUUUUUUCUCUGUUUUGUGUGUUGUAAAGAUAUACAAACAGCUAAAAAAAGAUGCGGCUAAUUCAUGCACAUAAUGGGACACACCUAUUCUGUAUAUAGAGCCUUCUAUUAAAGCACCCAAACCUCUAACAAGGCCAGAAAAAAACAGUUUCUUGUGUCCUUUUGGGUUAUGAAGUCUACCCCUUCACUUUUACAUAUUUGGGAAAAAUUCCCUUUUUGUCCCUUUGUGAGUGUUUUAAAUAGUUAAUAACUAAUAACUCACAUAAAGGCCCUUAACCUAGUACUCAUUUAAGAAAAUGUUUCAUAUAUACAUAUACAUUAAUAUACAUGUUGUGUGUAUGUAGUAACAGGCACAUUCAGGAUAUCAUGUAAUACAGUAUUUUGCUGUCUAACUUCCUUUCAGGGUGCAUUGAUUUCACAUAACAUGGAAAGGAAUGGUACACCUAGUAUUCUAUUUACAAAGUCUAAAACAAGAACACAGCUCCGAUAUUCACUAGUGUCUGAGGCGCUAGUAGCUAGCUGGAGUGGUAUGACGAGGUGUCACUACACCAGUAACGUAGUUAUUAGGCAUAACUAUGUUAAUCACAAUAAUACUAACAAUGUGGUUGGACUGUGGCUUGGUUAAUCUGCAGGUUAAUGGAGCGUUGUUGGAGGUUUUUUCAGAAGGCUUUACACUGUUGGUGAAAUUGGUGCGUCCCAUUAUGUGCAUUUUUUUUUUUUUUUGCUGUUUUUGGUAAUGGUAGUGGUUUAAUUUCAUUUGAACAUGCAUCAGAUUACAAUUGAGUGCAUCCCAUAAUCAGUUCACAGUUCCACAUGUCCAAAAGGAGUAGGAAGAAGCAAAGCUUAUUAAAUCCUACCCCUCCAUCUGGUACUUUUACAAUCAGUAACUGUUACAUUUGUUCACUUCCUGCUUUCCAUAAUACAGUUUAUGGUUUGUUUGUUUUUUUUUCUAAAUAAUGUACCUUGUACCGAAGUAAGAGGUGAUAUGACCAUACAAUGACAUAAUGGGUACCAUAGUAAGUGUCAAUAUAGUGAUAUAUAUAGCACAUCAAGACUCUUCAUCCUUGUAUUUAGCAAACAUAAUUUGUAUAUCUUUAGAGCACACAGAAAAAGAGAAAGACUUGUGUUCAUGUCUUAGAUAAACGUGAUUGGAAAAUUACAAAACAGUGUACUUUUCCUUUAAGUUACUCCCUCACAAAUACAAUAGUUUUUGUGUCUUUGUCAAC